CGUCUGACUAAAAAUCCUCACACGUCAUCGUAGUCACAAUGAAAAAGGUUAUUCUUUGUUUUCUAAUUGCCACGGCUUACACCGCAUCAGCGGUGCCGUUAAAUUCGGGACUCUCCGAAAACCGCGAACACUCGCGUGUUAUUGAGUUUACCGAUGACGAAGGAGUCGUGCGCUCAGUAGACAUUGAUGAAGAACCUGACCAAGAUCUUUUGGAUGAAAUUGAACACGACUCCGAAAACUUGUACCAACUCUUUACCAGAAAAAACCCGAUCACACCUCAAACGUUGGUGAUAUAUGAUGUAGAUUCAAUCCAGAAUUCUAACUUCAAUCCUGACUUGAAGACGGUGGUAGUCGCCCACGGAUGGCUCGGAAGCCAGAACAAUGAGAUGAACGCCUUGAUCAGAGAUGCAUACCUUGCUAAAGAGGAUGUUAACCUAAUCGUCGUUGACUGGAGACGACUUGCGGUAGCCAACUACGUCACCGCUGCUCGUGGUAUCCCCGCAGUCGGUCGUGCUCUUGGAGAGUUCUUGCAGUUUUUGAACAACAGACACGGUUUGGACUACAACGAAGUCCAUCUUGUUGGCUUCAGUUUAGGCGCUCAUCUCGUCGGUAACGCCGGCAGAUUACUUAAUGGACAAAUCGCACGUAUCACAGGUCUUGACCCUGCUGGUCCUCUAUGGAACAUCAACUCUAACCGUCUGAACCCCAACGACGCCAUCUACGUCGAAGCUGUCCACACUGACGGUGAUACCUUCGAAGGUCUUGGUAUCGGCUCUGACGUUGGUAACGCUAACUUCUACGUCAACGGCGGUACCUCUCAGCCCGGAUGCCUCACCUUGAUCUGCAACCACAACCGUGCCUACAGACUGUUUGCCGCCUCUGUUACCUACGAUCACUUGACUGGACGUCGAUGCUCUAACAACAUUCAGCUCUCUUUGAACUUGUGCCGUGGUGACAGGCUCAACAUGGGCAACACUGACAUUAGGAAGUCCGUUACUGGAGUUCGUAAGUUCCGCGUCAACACCCGCAGGAGCUACCCUUACUAAUAAAUGAUGAUGUAAAUAUAAGAUAUUACUAAUAAUAAUAGUAAUUAUUAC
This is a messenger RNA of Trichoplusia ni (cabbage looper), 1097 nucleotides long. Its product is annotated as pancreatic lipase-related protein 2-like. The transcript has 6 exons. The record is from RefSeq and is a predicted model, not a curated record. Bases 39 to 1046 code for a protein of 335 amino acids. Lineage: Eukaryota; Metazoa; Arthropoda; Insecta; Lepidoptera; Noctuidae. Gene Ontology annotation, biological process: lipid metabolic process. Gene Ontology annotation, molecular function: lipase activity.